Puma concolor (puma) is the source of this 3696-nucleotide messenger RNA. RefSeq names its product TEK receptor tyrosine kinase (gene TEK). Gene Ontology annotation, cellular component: signaling receptor complex; plasma membrane. Gene Ontology annotation, biological process: positive regulation of MAPK cascade; angiogenesis; multicellular organism development. Gene Ontology annotation, molecular function: transmembrane receptor protein tyrosine kinase activity; protein binding; ATP binding. The record is from RefSeq and is a predicted model, not a curated record. NCBI's taxonomy places the organism in Eukaryota, Metazoa, Chordata, Mammalia, Carnivora, Felidae.
AUGAAGCUCAUUACACUUUUGACUGUAACUGAAAAGCCGAUUUUGGUGUUUGGAAGCCUUAAUGCCAUGUUCUGGCCAACAUCCCAGAAUAACCCACGACUAUUGAGUCUCGAGUUGACUCCAGAAUCUUUGUAUGAGAGUAUUUUAGGGAUGGUUGGAGAUAUUAGUGCUGUUGUAACAGCUGUUGAAACUGACAAUCAAAGAGAUGAAGACCCAGUAGAACAUGCGAAUGGAAAGUCACAAACCUCUUGGUGUCUGAAAGGAUCCUUGGGACCUCAUGCACAUCUGCGGAAACUGGAUGGAGAGAUUUGGGGAAGCAUGGACUCUUUAGCUGGCUUAGUUCUCUAUGGAGUCAGCUUGCUCCUUUCUGGAACAGUGGACAGUGCCAUGGACCUGAUCUUGAUCAAUUCCCUACCUCUCGUGUCUGAUGCGGAAACAUCCCUCACCUGCAUCGCCACUGGAUGGCGCCCCCAUGAGCCCAUCACCAUAGGAAGGGACUUUGAAGCCUUAAUGAACCAGCACCAGGAUCCACUGGAAGUUACUCAAGAUGUGACCAGAGAAUGGGCUAAAAAAGUCGUUUGGAAGAGAGAAAAGGCUAGUGAAAUCAAUGGUGCGUAUUUCUGUGAAGGGCGAGUUCGAGGAGAAGCAAUAAGGAUACGGACCAUGAAGAUGCGCCAGCAAGCUUCCUUCCUACCAGCUACUUUAACCAUGACUGUGGACAGGGGAGAUAACGUGAACAUAUCUUUCAAAAAGGUGUUGAUUAGAGAAGAAGAUGCAGUGAUUUACAAAAAUGGUUCCUUCAUCCACUCAGUGCCCCGGCACGAAGUACCUGAUAUUUUAGAAGUGCAUCUGCCUCAUGCUCAGCCCCAGGAUGCUGGAGUGUACUCAGCCAGGUACAUAGGAGGAAACCUCUUCACCUCGGCCUUCACCAGGCUGAUAGUCCGGAGAUGUGAAGCUCAGAAGUGGGGACCUGAAUGCAACCGCGUCUGCACUGUUUGUAUGAACAACGGUAUCUGCCAUGAGGAUACAGGAGAAUGCAUUUGCCCACCUGGGUUUAUGGGGAGGACAUGUGAGAAGGCUUGCGAACUGCACACAUUCGGCAGAACUUGUAAAGAAAGGUGUAGUGGACCGGAGGGAUGCAAGUCGUAUGUAUUCUGUCUCCCAGACCCCUACGGGUGUUCCUGUGCCACAGGGUGGCAGGGUCUGCAGUGCAAUGAAGCGUGCCAGCCUGGUUAUUAUGGGCCAGACUGUAAGCUUACAUGCAGGUGCAGCCACGGGGAGACGUGUGAUCGGUUCCAAGGAUGUCUCUGCUCUCCAGAACGCCAAGGGCUCCAGUGUGAGAAAGAAGGCAUGCCAAGGAUGGUCCCAAAGAUAGAGGAUUUGCCGGAUCACAUAGAAGUUAACAGUGGUAAAUUUAAUCCCAUCUGCAAGGCGUCUGGCUGGCCACUGCCUGCUAAUGAAGAAAUGACUCUCGUGAAGCCGGAUGGAACGGUGCUCCAUCCAAAAGACUUCAACCAUACGGGUCAUCUGUCAGUGGCCACAUUCACCAUCCACCGGAUCCUCCCCCCUGACUCAGGGGUCUGGGUCUGCAGUGUGAACACAGUGGCUGGGAUGGUGGAAAAGCCUUUCAACAUUUCUGUUAAAGUUCUUCCAAAGCCCCUGAAUGCCCCAAACGUGAUUGACACUGGACAUAAUUUUGCUGUCAUCAACAUCAGCUCUGAGCCUUACUUUGGGGAUGGACCAAUCAAAUCCAAGAAGCUCCUAUACAAACCUGUUAAUCAUUAUGAGGCUUGGCGGCAUAUUCAAGUGACAAAUGAGAUUGUUACACUCAACUAUUUGGAACCUCGCACAGAAUACGAGCUCUGCGUGCAGCUGGUCCGGCGUGGAGAGGGCGGGGAAGGGCAUCCGGGACCCGUGAGACGCUUCACCACUGCUUCUAUCGGUCUCCCUCCUCCAAGAGGUCUUAUUCUCCUACCAAAAAGUCAGACUACUCUAAAUUUGACCUGGCAACCAAUAUUUCCAACCUCAGAAGAUGACUUUUAUGUUGAAGUGGAGAGGAGGUCUGUGCAAAUGAAUAGCGACCAGCAGAAUAUCAAAGUCCCAGGCAACUUGACUUCAGUGCUACUUAACAAUUUACACCCCAGGGAGCAGUACAUAGUCCGAGCCAGAGUCAACACCAAGGCCCAGGGGGAAUGGAGUGAAGAUCUCAUCGCUUGGACCCUUAGUGACAUUCUCCCUCCUCAACCAGAAAACAUUAAGAUUUCUAACAUCACAGACUCCUCAGCCAUGAUCUCUUGGACAAUCUUGGAUGGCUAUUCUAUUUCUUCUAUUAUCAUCCGUUACAAGGUUCAGGGCAAAAAUGAAGACCAGCACAUCGAUGUGAAGAUCAAGAAUGCCACCAUUACCCAGUAUCACCUCAAGGGCCUAGAGCCUGAAACAGCUUACCAGGUGGACAUUUUUGCAGAGAACAACAUAGGGUCAAGCAACCCAACCUUUUCUCACGAACUGAUGACCCUUUCUAAAUCUCAAGCACCAGCGGACCUUGGAGGCGGGAAAAUGCUGCUUAUAGCCAUCCUUGGCUCGGCAGGAAUGACCUGCCUGACGGUGCUGUUGGCCUUCCUGAUCAUGUUGCAAUUGAAGAGGGCAAAUGUCCAAAGGAGAAUGGCCCAAGCUUUCCAAAACGUGAGGGAAGAGCCAGUUGUGCAGUUCAACUCAGGAACUUUGGCCCUGAACAGGAAGGCCAAAAACAACCCAGAUCCUACAAUUUAUCCAGUGCUUGACUGGAAUGACAUCAAAUUUCAAGAUGUGAUCGGGGAGGGUAACUUUGGCCAGGUUCUUAAGGCGCGCAUCAAGAAGGACGGCUUACGGAUGGACGCUGCCAUCAAGAGAAUGAAAGAAUAUGCCUCCAAAGAUGACCACAGGGACUUCGCUGGGGAACUGGAGGUUCUCUGUAAACUUGGCCACCACCCAAACAUCAUCAAUCUCUUGGGAGCGUGUGAACAUCGUGGCUACCUGUACCUGGCCAUCGAAUACGCUCCCCACGGAAACCUCCUGGACUUCCUGCGCAAGAGCCGAGUGCUGGAGACCGAUCCCGCCUUUGCCAUUGCCAACAGCACCGCCUCCACGCUGUCCUCCCAGCAGCUUCUCCAUUUUGCAGCAGAUGUGGCCCGUGGCAUGGACUACUUGAGCCAGAAACAGUUUAUCCACAGGGAUCUGGCUGCCAGGAACAUUUUAGUUGGUGAAAACUAUGUAGCCAAAAUAGCAGAUUUUGGAUUGUCCCGAGGUCAAGAAGUAUAUGUGAAGAAGACAAUGGGAAGGCUCCCAGUGCGCUGGAUGGCAAUCGAGUCGCUAAAUUACAGUGUGUAUACAACCAACAGUGAUGUAUGGUCCUAUGGAGUGCUCCUAUGGGAGAUCGUUAGCUUAGGUGGCACUCCUUACUGCGGGAUGACAUGUGCAGAGCUGUACGAGAAGCUGCCCCAGGGCUACAGACUGGAGAAGCCUCUAAACUGUGAUGACGAGGUGUAUGAUCUAAUGAGACAGUGCUGGCGGGAGAAGCCUUAUGAGAGGCCGUCAUUUGCCCAGAUAUUGGUGUCCUUAAACAGGAUGUUAGAAGAACGCAAGACUUACGUGAACACCACGCUUUAUGAGAAGUUUGCCUACGCAGGGAUCGACUGCUCGGCUGAGGAGGCAGCCUAG